Molecule: messenger RNA, 1027 nt
Organism: Phaeodactylum tricornutum CCAP 1055/1
Lineage: Eukaryota; Bacillariophyta; Bacillariophyceae; Surirellales; Neidiaceae
Exons: 1
Coding region: 95-691 (198 amino acids)
Source: RefSeq, a predicted model, not a curated record
UUACCGCGGCUCGGACUCUUUUCUUGACAUCUAAUCCAGACGCUGAAUUGUGAUUUUCAUAGAACGAAGUGUCAAUCGGCACGGCAGGAGAAUCAUGACCUUGUCUGACACCAACGGAAGUUCGCAUAUUGAAAACGAGCAAAACGCAUGGGACGCUAUUUGCGUCAACCCGCACGAGCAGUUCGUCAUGCAAGGUCGUCAGGAGGGCCGUGACGCGGGGCUACUCGCGGGGUAUACUGACGGGAGACAGAUGGGUCGGGUGACCGCUAUGGAUUACGGUAUGGAGCUUGGGUUUUUCCGCGGGGUGAUCCGAGCCAUGCAGCAACAAAAUGGAAGCGACCGACACGAAAGAGCUUGGAAAACACAAAAUGAGCUAACCGAGCUGUUGGACCGAUUUCCAGGACCCACCGAUAUGUUUCAAUCGAAGAUUCAAAGUGCUCGGAUAACUCAGAGCAAAGGACACGCUUCUGGAAUUGAUCACAUUGAGGCGCUUGACGAAGGCUCUGGGGAGCAAAAUGAAAACCCGAUCGACGUGUUCUCUGCUAUACAAAGAAUAAGAGCAAGAUUUAAACUCUUCACUACUCAGCUGGGGAUGCCAAACUUCUCACUAAGACAAGCCAUGGAUGCGAUGGAGAAGCGAGGGGAUAGUUCCAAGGUGGAAAAGGAGAAAGAAAUUGGGUUGGAUUGGUGAGGAUUAUUGUGUAUAAAUGUGACGAAUGCGGAAUUCGCGAGUCGCGCAAACAUUAAUGGAAGCAGCAGGCUAGGUCAAGAGUAGCAGGUUUUAGGUGGAUCAGCUUCGUUGCUUCUAUCCAAUCAAGUUUGGUGUGACCUUGUUUGGCGACUCUCUUUCUGGUCGUCCGAAAGCCUUUUUGUGCAACACCGCGUUAAUUUGGUUGUCAAGAUCAAUACGAAUUGUUAGGCUAAAGGAGAAAUUUCUUACACAAAAAAUGCAAUGCGGCUUUGGUUUCCUUGAUCCGACAGGAGACUUGCUGUUAAUUUCUUAUUCUUCCCGAUUUGAAUAUCAUGC